Messenger RNA from Carassius gibelio (silver crucian carp), 1980 nucleotides. Its product is annotated as UDP-N-acetylglucosamine transferase subunit ALG14 homolog. The coding region runs from base 1 to 375 and encodes 124 amino acids. Lineage: Eukaryota; Metazoa; Chordata; Actinopteri; Cypriniformes; Cyprinidae. The transcript is spliced from 3 exons. The record is from RefSeq and is a predicted model, not a curated record. Gene Ontology annotation, biological process: dolichol-linked oligosaccharide biosynthetic process. Gene Ontology annotation, cellular component: UDP-N-acetylglucosamine transferase complex.
AUGACGAGAGACCAAGAGGAGUCACUGCUUGCUCAUGCGGUGCAUUUCACUAAUCAGCAGAUUCCUCGCAGUGGUGAAGUGCGUCAGUUGUGGAGUUCCUCUGUUUUGAGUUCCUUCAGUGCUCUGAUGUCGUCCGUCCCGCUGGUGCUGUGUAAUGGUCCAGGGACGUGUGUCCCACUGUGUGCCACUGGGCUGCUCCUGGGCGUCCUGGGACUAAAAAGGGUCUUAAUCAUCUAUGUAGAAAGCAUCUGUUGUGUGAAGACACUGUCUCUAUCCGGGAAGAUCCUCUACUACUUUUCUGACUACUUCUUUGUGCAGUGGGCAUCACUGAGAGACACAUACCCGAAGGCCGUCUACUUAGGGAGACUGGGGUGAAGAGAAAUCCCUAAGACUUUUUCAUGUCUUUAUGAUUUCGUAUUUGUAUUGAGAAUUACAUGCAUUUUGAUGCUGUUCUUCACAUUCGAUUCAUUCCUAUGCAGUUACUGACAUGCUAAGUACACAACUAUGACAACUCUCUCAGAGUUUUGUUUUUUUAAGCCAGACGGUCAUGAUAGGCUGAUGAAAUGUCCUGUUCUACACACCUGCUCUGUCUUUUACGCCUCUGAAAGUCAACAAAAUUAAAGCGAGCAAAGUUUAUACACGCGCACCACUGCAUGCUAAACAAUAUUUGUCUUUUUAUCACAGGUUUGUCCAUUUCAAGGUUAUGUUAUCAGUCAGUUAAAUGGAAGACUUUUUUUAUUUAUUUAGAUUUUGACACCUCAUUCUUUUUCUUGUACUCAUCUGUUCAUCUUGUUACUAGAGAUGAGACGGCACUCUAAAACCUGUAGCAUGAGGUUUCUUUUGUGUCCCAGAGCAAGUUCAUAUGGAAUAAUUCACCCAUAAAUUAUCGUUUUAAUUCCCCUCAGGCCUAUCAAGAUGUAGAUGACUUUGUUUAUUCAUCCCAACAGAUUGGGAGAAAUGUAGCAUUACAACACUUGCUUGUAUUACAACACCAAUGGAUCUCUUGUAGUCAAUGGGUGCCGUCAGAAUGAGAGUCCAAACAGCUGAUAAAAACACAAUGAUCUACAAGAAAUCCACACCACUCCAGUCCAUCAGUUAUCAUCUUUUGAAGUGAAAAUGUGACCAUUUAUGGAAGUCUUUAUAGUGAAGAACAUGAAUCCAUAUUGAGUCUGAAAUUAUCAUAAAACUGUAAACUAUUAAACUUGCUUACUGACCUCAGUUAUAUCUCUAGUCAUAAAUUCUCUAGAGUCUUAUCUGGAAACAAUUCAUUGUUUAAUCUCUCACUGGCUGAUACCAUCAUCAAUAUAGUCGAUAUCUUUCCCAGUCGAUCUGACAGAAUCUUCAUUAAAUUUCAUUCUUAUAUUUAAUGUUGCAUUUGAUUUUUAGCUGACAAAGGGCCUUCAGCGUCUGAUAAAAUAGGUCAUGUUGUCAGAUAAAUCACAAAGCGAAGCUCAAAACUUUCUGGCAUUUUGUUUGUAUCUAUGUAAUUAGAAACAAAAUCAACCUUAGAGAAAAAGUCUUUCUUCACGCUGCACAGGUUGAGUGACAGCAAGAGAUACUGAUCUCCUCAGACAAACCACCUCCAUGAUAGCUGUUUUUUUCCUCAUGUUGUUUUCACUUCAACCUUUCAGACAAAAAUAACCCUGACAUCAGAGCCCCACCCAGCACGUCACACUCAAAGCAUCAACUGGUCAUUUCAAGCUACUUGACAAUACAGAACAUGAAACACAAACUGGAUCUGUACACUUAGCCUGUGUUGUGUGUUUUAUGAUAGACAUUGUUGAUGGAUUGAUUUCUGCUGAUAAAUUGUGGUUACUGGCAUUUUACCAUAGUUACUAUUACCGUAAAGGUGUCGUCUUAUUUGCUUUUUUAUUCUGUAUUAUGCAGACUUUAUGCACUUUUGGUUCACUUCUGUUUCUUUAAUUGUUUUAUUAUUAUUAUUACUAUAUGCUAAAUAAAUAAAGUGACUUGCCCCCAUGG